Sceloporus undulatus (fence lizard) is the source of this 1956-nucleotide messenger RNA. RefSeq names its product RAS related 2 (gene RRAS2). Lineage: Eukaryota; Metazoa; Chordata; Lepidosauria; Squamata; Phrynosomatidae. Gene Ontology annotation, cellular component: plasma membrane. Gene Ontology annotation, biological process: signal transduction. Gene Ontology annotation, molecular function: GDP binding; GTP binding; GTPase activity. The record is from RefSeq and is a predicted model, not a curated record. Bases 153 to 764 code for a protein of 203 amino acids. The transcript has 6 exons.
GCUGCCACUCUCUGCUGAGCAGCAGCAGCAGCAGCAGCUAGUAGUCCUUGGGGCGCCUCCCUGGGCCUGAGCAGGAGGAGGCAGGAGGAGCAGAGGAAGCCGGCCUGGGGCUGGGGCUGGCCUGCCUGCCUGCCUGGGGCUCGCCCUCCUCGAUGGCCGCGGGCUGCAGGGACGGCCCGGGGCAGGAGAAGUACCGGCUGGUGGUGGUGGGCGGCGGAGGGGUGGGCAAGUCCGCCCUCACCAUCCAGUUCAUCCAGUCCUACUUUGUCACAGACUAUGAUCCAACAAUUGAAGAUUCUUACACAAAACAAUGUGUAAUAGACGAGAGAGCGGCAAGACUGGAUAUCCUAGAUACAGCAGGCCAAGAAGAAUUUGGAGCCAUGCGGGAGCAGUACAUGAGGACAGGAGAAGGCUUUCUGCUUGUCUUCUCAGUCACGGAUAGAGGAAGUUUUGAAGAAAUCUAUAAGUUUCAAAGGCAGAUUCUUAGAGUAAAAGAUCGUGAUGAAUUCCCCAUGAUUCUUGUUGGUAACAAAGCAGACCUGGACCAUCAAAGACAGGUGACACAUGAGGAAGGAAAGCAAUUAGCACGGCAAUUGAAAGUAACGUAUAUGGAAGCGUCAGCAAAAAUACGACUGAAUGUAGACCAAGCUUUUCACGAACUUGUCAGAGUUGUAAGGAAAUUUCAAGAACAAGAAUGCCCUCCUUCCCCAGAGCCAACAAGGAAGGAAAAGGACAAGAAAGGGUGCCAUUGCAUUAUCUUCUAAGAAUACUUUGAACCAAGCUACCAACUGCCAGAUUAAUUCUUUUCACCUACCUUUUUACAUGUUUUGGUGUUCUGUCUAGCCCUUUUAUGUGCAUGUUAUAUAAAUGUGGUCACCAAAGUAGCCUUAGUCUAAAAGAACGAGGCUGACCUAGUCCUAGAGGGAGUCUUAGUACUGUCUCAGGGCACAUGUCAGUACACUAAGGCUUCUUUUUUAAUACUCCCAGUCUCUUCAUUUGCAUAAAGAAGUUUGCACCUUGUGGAGUUUUAUUCGCGAUGGAAACAAAACAAUCUUUGACAAGUUUUUGAAGCCAACCUUAAAUGUUGCCAUUUGGGUAUUCCCCUUUCUUCCUCACUUAUGACAUGUUUGUUAAUUGUACUCAAGAAAAAAUUUGCUAAUCAAAAUGUAGAAUAUUUUUUUAAAAAGUGCAUUUGGAGGUUUUACCCUUUGAUUAGGUUAGACUUCAAAGUUCAGCUUGCCUUACAGGAAGCCAAUACACUGAAUUUCAUUGUCAGUAGAGAUUUGUGUUUCAGCUCUCGUUUAUGCUGCAGCUUUUUUUUCAGUGGUCAACUGUCUACUGUAUUUAUUGUAUGGCUCCAGUAACAGCUACAGGGUUAUUACUGUUACAGCUGUGUGGCCAAAUACCUGGGCUCAUUCUGAACAUGAGCAUUUCAGGUCUUGAAGAUUUUACAUCAUGGUUUGGGAUAAUUUUAAUAAAGUGUCUUCCUUUUGUAUUUCCAGGUAAGGGAUUCAAGAAAACUAAACCUGUAGCUGCUUUUUGUUUUGUUUUUCAUGUAAUAUAUAUAUAAAAAGAUGAAUUUGCUCUUUUCAUUGUCAGAUGAUUAAAUGUUUUUUGCUAUAUACUUUUAUACAUUAUUUUCUUAUCAAACUAGUUAACAAGUAUUUUUAUAUGUUUGUAAGCAAAUAUGCUUUCAUGGCAUAACUUGUGUAUAUGUAAAGAUGAGUAUUUAAUUCUCACAGGACAAUUUUAACUGACAAGAUUAAUGGAGGAUUUGGUAGAACUGUGGUAGAAUUUCUUUUUUUCUGUUGUAUACUCAAAGUGGCCCAUCAUGUGCCUGUUCCACUGUAUUUCUUAAAAGUGUCAAACUCCCCCUCGAAAAAAAAUUGCCUUCCACAUCCUUUACAGAUGACUGAUGGUUAUGUGACUAUUAAACUGUACAAACCUUUAACUGAA